UCCUCUGCUCAUUUGCUCUGGCAUCAUGGAUCUGAAAGUUGUCUUUGUGACUGUCUGUCUGUUUGCUUUGGCCAUCUACACUAAUGAAGCUGGCAUCCCAAAAUGCUGUGUCAAAACUAGAAGGGACAUCUCUAUGCGCAUUUUGCGGAAUGUCAUCAGAUGGGAGGUGCAGCAAAACAACGGUCAAUGUGACAUCGAAGCACUGAUACUGCAUGUGAGAGACCACCAAAGGCCAAUUUGUGCUCAUCCCAAGCUGAAGAGAGUUAUCGUGAGGAUGAAGAACAGGAGAAGGAGGCAUAGCAGGACAAAAACAUCCAUCUGAGAUUUACAUUGAAAGAUUCCACAAAACGUUCCUGUGAAAUUUUUGUUCUACAGUUCUACUUGUUUACAGGAGCUUGUGUCAUGCAAACGUCCUGAAAGCUGAUGAGGUGUUUAUUGCAAAAUAUCUGGCUUACUUGUGAAAGGCAGUUACUGUGCUUCCAUAAGAUAAGAUAAGAGAUUCCUUUACUCGUCCAACA
Molecule: messenger RNA, 518 nt
Organism: Notolabrus celidotus (New Zealand spotty)
Lineage: Eukaryota; Metazoa; Chordata; Actinopteri; Labriformes; Labridae
Gene: ccl27a
Product: chemokine (C-C motif) ligand 27a
Exons: 3
Coding region: 26-322 (98 amino acids)
Biological process (GO): immune response
Cellular component (GO): extracellular region
Molecular function (GO): chemokine activity
Source: RefSeq, a predicted model, not a curated record